GCAGUCUAACCUAUUUAAUAAAUGCGCGUGCGCAAUAUGGAAUCAUACCUCAAUGCUAAUUUUUUAACAGUCGCUUUGUCAAGAAAUCUUGAAUGUACAUUGGGAAAGAAGUUUUUGAUAUUGAAUAAUUCAUUUGUACGAUAAUUAAUACGCAAAGUGAAAAUAUCUUAAUAACGAUUCUUUCAAUUUUUGGAGCCAUGGCUGGCAUUGUACCAUUAUCUGGUAGAUCUGGAAGAAAACAAUGGACACUGCAUGAUGGACCAAGAGGUUCUCUUAGAAGAUUAAGAUCUCAGCUAGCUGAAGAUGGUUGCCCAGAAUCUCAAGUAGUUUUAGCAAAACAAUUGUUGGAAGAAAGAUGCGAUUUAGACGUUGACAAGGAAGAAAAUGCAAAGUUAGGUGUAUAUUGGCUUACAAAGGCAUCGGAGCAAGGGAAUUUGGAAGCAACAGAUAUACUUAGAAAAUGUUUAGCCACUGGCCGUGGUAUAACGCAACAUAACUAUUAUGAUGUCAAAACUUGUCUUGACAUGACUCAAGAUGAGAAAUUAGCUAGGAGAGCAGCAAGAGAAAUGUUUACCAGUUUGUCAAAUGGCGAGGAUUUUAUCACAACAGAGCAGCUACAAAAACGUAUGAAAGAUAUAGCAUCAAAUUCAUCCAGUGAUAACUAUUCUUGUUCGAAUAAUGUAGUACAUAAUAACUCACAAAAAGAUAUAAAUGAUGUCUCAACUAACAACUUUCCUAAAAAUGAGCUUCCUGAUGAAUGUACAUCUAAAAAGGAUGAAGAUAAAGAAAACAAUGUCCACGAAUUACAUUUUUUAGAUUGGAUGGAUCAUCAAGGAGAGAAAAUAACAGAAGCAGCUCUUGUUUCUGCUGCUGCUAGUUAUGCUCGUGGUAUGCUCCCAAUAGUUUCACACGCACUGUGUAUGAUAGAUCCAUCUCAAAUGGCAUUAGAUACUAUACCGCUGCUACAAAGGCCUCUCAUUCAUCCCCUUGCAUCUUUGAAACGUUUGUAUAUUUGGUUGAUUGAAACGCUAGGUCAAAGGGGAAUGUCAAUUAAGAAGAUUCUCUUCACAUCGAAUAUACACAUAUUGUUACUUCUUUUACUGUACUCAUUAUUUGGUACAGAAAGCCUCAUACUUUUCGUACCAAUGGCUCUAUAUUAUUUAUCUUUCGUUGUUAUGGUUAUCGCUACUUUUCAAAUGUUACAACGAAAACGCGAAUUCAAUAAUUUUCGUGUUUGGUCUGGCUUGUUCCUCAGUUACUCUGGUGGAAAUUUAAAUCCCGACGAAGCGGAGUAUCAAUUUUGCUGCAAUAAUCUCAAACCUUAUGGCCAUUUCUUCCUUGCUUUACUCUUAAAUCUAAUGAUUUAUCCUAUCAUAGCUCAUCAAUGGACACCUCAGUCAGAAUUCACUAUUAUAGCGGUUGCGUUGACGCUGAUAACAUUGUUAAACUUUAUAUGGAAAGAUUCGUCCAAAUUUCCGGAUCUUUUAGCUCUCUUCAGUUUCGGUGUCCACGUUUUGGCGAAGUAUCCGUACGAAACAGAUAUCGUAGUUGCCCAGGGUUGGAGAUUUUUAGACAUAAGAGUCCCAACGUUUGCCUCGUACGUUGUUGGUAACGGUAUCGAAUUUUGUUUGAACUUUCGUGCAGUUUUUUACCUCCUAAUCCCGGCAGUGUUUGCAAAAAUGGCUGCUCGGGAUAACUGGCGAGGAACCUAUCAAACUUUGAUACCGCAUUGUGUUACUUUAAGUUGGUGGCAAAUAGCGAUCUUUAGCUCUCAAGGUGCAACGUGGUACGGCUUAAUUAGGGGUGCUCUCGCAUUAGUUGGUAUGGUCCUCUUUUUACCACUUGCUGGAUUGGCUUCUAUUAUUUUGCCAAUCGUAGCCGCUGCUAAAUAUUUGUCUGAAAGCGAUUUAGCAAUGAGAAUAGCUGUAACUACUUUACUGGGAGGGAUGCCAUUUCUUGCCUCUUGGUAUUUAAGGAAAACUCGAACGCCUAAGCUCAAUUGGAUAAUUACCGUUGUACAGUUGGUCAUGGGUAUCAGUGCUGGCAUGUUUUUAUCAUGGCCAGUGAUAAUGGAGUACAAACAAGAACCUGACACGUACGAAGGUGUUUCGUCACUUUCAUGGGAACAAUAUCAAAAUCAUUGUCAUCAGCCUGCAUGGGAAGAGCUGUCGUCCAAGGCACAGGUGCAAAUUCAAUGUGCCAAUUUGGAAGGAAUAUUAAUUUCAUGGGAAGGUUACGUAACAAAUGUUAGGCUAAAAUCAAUAAAAAAUAAUAUCGCGGCAAUAUUCGACAAACUGCCUGAUAGUAUUAGAGAUGUAGUUAGUUGUAUGUAUGGAGAACCGUAUAUUAACAGUUGUGGCUCAAGCGGCGAGUUGAGGCAAGAAAAGUGCAAGCUUUUCGCGAGCGUUCAAAGACGACGAAACAAAUGUCACUUUCCCGCUUGGAAUAAGUACGAAUUUGAGAUUACAGUUAAAAUGAAGAGUGGUAUGUGGGGGAACAAUGCGGAAAUUUUAUUGAUCGCGGAUCACUCUUUUACCAAUUUUAGUUUGAAUAUAUAUCCAGGCGAUAAAAUUUGGUUUUCUGGUACAUUUCUGAACGAUGGUUUAGAGGACGAGUCGUUACUCGGUGGAUCCGAGCCUCAUAUUGAUUUGGAAGAAAUUGGUUGUCUCGCAUGUCAUUCUAUUAAUUUAAAAUCUUAUAAACGUUAUAAAUAUCACAUAACGAUUAGUUCGAUUUUAAGCGAUCUUUAUUUAAGUGUAAAAACAGUUCUGAACUUUUUGUUGAAUCCUAUCGUAAUGUUUAAAUAGUCGCAUCUUGUGCGACUAUACAAUGUAUGAAAUGUACAGUAUCAAGCGUUCUCUCGAAUAUUAAGAUAAAGUUAUUUACAAAGA
Molecule: messenger RNA, 2891 nt
Organism: Frieseomelitta varia
Lineage: Eukaryota; Metazoa; Arthropoda; Insecta; Hymenoptera; Apidae
Gene: wfs1
Product: wolframin
Exons: 6
Coding region: 198-2807 (869 amino acids)
Biological process (GO): calcium ion homeostasis; endoplasmic reticulum unfolded protein response
Cellular component (GO): endoplasmic reticulum membrane
Molecular function (GO): protein binding
Source: RefSeq, a predicted model, not a curated record